Molecule: messenger RNA, 906 nt
Organism: Aspergillus puulaauensis
Lineage: Eukaryota; Fungi; Ascomycota; Eurotiomycetes; Eurotiales; Aspergillaceae
Product: DUF3632 domain-containing protein
Exons: 2
Coding region: 1-906 (301 amino acids)
Source: RefSeq, a predicted model, not a curated record
AUGUCACAAUCACCGUCAGCAUUGAGCGUUCACUAUAUGUCGGAUGAGAGCAAUGAUGACCUUGACCUGGAGGCCCACAACUGUGAGGAUGACGCCCAGAGCAAACGCAAAACCCAAGACACAAUCUGGGUGCUCAAGGAAUUCCUCAGAUCCGACGACACUUUCGCCGACCUAAAGGCAUGCAAGGCCCUUUACGACAUGAUGCCCGAGGCCGGGACGGAAGAAUCCUGGUAUGAAGGAAAUCUCAGCACCAUAAUCAUGGCUACCGCAAAGCAAAUCCCACACAAUAGCGCAAUGCAGAACAAGCUCGUGAGGCUCAUGGGAGAGCUCGCGAGGUGUGACAGAUUCAAUGUGUUACUGAAUAGACGCUGGUAUACACACCCUGAACGGGUGGGCGAGCUCAGCCUUGUCUACUCAAAUUAUGUGCGGCUCUGUGUGUAUGGGAGAGUAUGGUGUGAACUAUUUAAUGGAGUAGGGCCCCAGCAGUACGACACCCAAUUUGUCAAUUUAUGCGCCUUUCAGGCUCGGUUGUCAACCGCGGGGAUUAUGGAUAAUACAUCGGAAAUGGUAUGGACCAUGAGGGAGAUCCUGGAGCAGCCAACAGACGCGUGCACCUCCGAGAACCUCAGUAUCCAGAUCAAGCUGGCCGCGGUUUGGAUCUUACAUGGCGGACAGCUAUUCUACCAGAACAUAGUGACCCACCCAGAACCUGCGACAGCAGAGUCCCAGAUAUCGUACCGCGCAUAUGAGCUCUACACUGGCCCUGUCCUUGGGCUAGAGCGUUGGGGCUUUUGGCAGGCGAGACUAUCUGAGCUAUCCGACAAGUCCGAUAUUAGCGAGGAGGCUCGUGAUUUGGGAACCAGGGCAGCCGAUCUCAUGGAAGCUCUUGUGCGUACGGUCAAAUGA